AUAACUUCUUCGUGUAUUUAAUUACUACUUCUUUAUAUUUAGAAUUAAGUGAAAUUUUGUCUCCCAACUUUACAUGCAUGCAUGUCUUCCAAGAGCUCUCCAAAUUAUGAGUUGAUCAUUUUCAACAUUUCUUGGCUUCAAUUCAUGCAGGAAAAAUGGAGGGGGUCCUUUUAUGUUUUAAGCUCUUCAACCUUCCAUAGGACAUUCAAGUUCCUAUAAACUUAUCAAGCUUAUUAAAACCAAGCACAUGUAUAAAAGACAUAACCCACAUUUCAUUGCACCUGUUUUUCCCUUUUAAAAUCUUUCAUUCUACAUUUGGAGUAACUAGUAAAGUUUCUGCCAUAUGACUAGGUCACGGAUUCAAGUUAGGAAAACAACCUUUUGCAGAAAUGUAAGGUAAAACUUACGUAUAGUACGCCCUUUUGAUCCGGCCCUUCCACGAAUCUCAUGCAUAGCGGGAGCUUUAUUACACCGGACCGUCCUUUUUUCUGAUUUAUAAUACCCUAUUAUUUCUCUACCCUUUUUUCUUCCAACUGAACCACCAUGUGUCAGCUUUCCACAAAAGCUUGAAACCCAAGAUAAAGAAAUUUGUUUUUGCCAGAUUUAGUAAACCAACUAUUGGAUAUCAAUCCUGAAAAUCCUCCUAAUUACUAGACUUCAUUCUUUUUUCUAUUUUUAGUAAGCUCUAAGCAACUAUAUAUACCUCUACUAACAUCCCUUGAUUACUCAAAUCUUCCUUUCCGUUUUAGAAACUAUAGCACUAUAAACAUUGUUCUAACAAAUUCAUUAAUGGCUUAUUUUAGUAGAGCAAUUUGUUCAUUCUUUGCCUUGCUCUGCCUCCUAGCAAUAGUCACAGAAGCUAGGAAUAUAGAAACUACCAACAAUAAAGUAGGAUUCGUUAGAACAAGAGGUGCUCAUUUUGUACUAGAUGGAUCACCAUUUCUGUUCAAUGGCUUUAACUCUUAUUGGCUGAUGCAUGUUGCUGCUGAUCCAACUCAAAGGUACAAAGUGUCUGAGGUUUUCAAGGAAGCCUCUGCUGCCAGCCUUUCUGUAUGCAGGACUUGGGCUUUUAGCGAUGGUGGUGAUGCAGCAUUGCAAAUUUCUCCUGGUGUCUAUGAUGAACGUGCUUUUCAGGGAUUGGAUUUUGUAAUCUCAGAAGCAAGAAAGUAUGGGAUACUUUUAAUAUUGAGCUUUGUGAAUAACUACAAAGAUUUUGGAGGGAGAAACCAAUAUGCUCAAUGGGCAAGAAAUGCAGGAAUUCAAAAUAUUAACAGUGAAGAUGAUUUUUAUACUCAUCCAGUUCUUAAAGAAUAUUACAAGAACCAUGUUAAGAAAAUAGUGACAAGGGUCAAUACAAUGACUGGAAUAGCAUACAGGGAUGACUCCACAAUAAUGGCAUGGGAACUUAUGAAUGAGCCUCGCUGCAAUGCUGAUUAUUCUGGAAAAGCAGUUAAUGGGUGGGUUCAAGAGAUGGCAAGCUUUGUGAAAUCACUAGACAAAAAGCACUUGUUGGAGAUAGGAAUGGAAGGAUUUUAUGGCGAUUCAAUGCCCGAAAAGAAGCAAGUUAAUCCUGGUUUCCAAGUUGGAACAGAUUUCAUCAGUAGUCAUCUUGUUAAGGAGAUUGAUUUUGCCACCAUACAUGCAUACACUGACCAAUGGUUGUCUGGACAAAGUGAUGAUGCGCAAGCAGCAUUCAUGCAAAGAUGGAUGACAAGUCACUGGCAAGAUUCAAGAGCCAUACUAAAGAAGCCAUUAGUACUUGCAGAAUUCGGAAAGUCUAGCAAAGAUCCAGGAUUCAAUCAAAAUGUAAGAGACACAUUCAUGAGUUUAGUAUACAGAAAUGUGUAUAAUUUUGCAAAAGCUGGAGGGACCAUGGGAGGAAGCUUAGUAUGGCAGCUGGUGGCAGAAGGCAUGGACGAUUAUGAUGAUGGUUACUCAAUUGUGUUGGCACAAAAUCCUUCAACUGCAGGGCUAAUUUCAGGUCAAUCUCAUGCCAUGACAACUUUGGCUAAUUUGGUUAAUAGCCCUAAUUUGGGUAAGUCAAAUGGACAUCAUCCACUUGGUGUUGGACAUCAUCCAUUAGGAAUGGGACAUCAUCGUUUUGGUAGAUGAGGUCAUGAACAUCAUCCAUUAGUUACAAUUUGUUUUUAAGGUACCUUUCAUAUAUUUUGGAGUACUCGUGUCCAGUUUGUAACCCAACUUACAAAUUUCGGAUUUUCGCAUUAGCAAAAUUUUGCUAGUGUGCGGUUGAUUUACUUUAUGAAUGUAUUCUGCUUGCAUUUCAACACUUUGUAAUUUCCGGCUGGUUUAGGUUUACUGAAUCGUAAUUGUAGCUGUAUCCAACACCUUUGUUAUUGAAAGUAAUUUUAUUGAAAGUAGCAAUAAUUAGCUUGUAAUUAUAUUUCUAUUUGGC
Capsicum annuum is the source of this 2413-nucleotide messenger RNA. Its product is annotated as mannan endo-1,4-beta-mannosidase 5-like. The record is from RefSeq and is a predicted model, not a curated record. The transcript has 4 exons. Bases 790 to 2112 code for a protein of 440 amino acids. Gene Ontology annotation, molecular function: hydrolase activity, hydrolyzing O-glycosyl compounds. Lineage: Eukaryota; Viridiplantae; Streptophyta; Magnoliopsida; Solanales; Solanaceae.